Molecule: messenger RNA, 1170 nt
Organism: Polychytrium aggregatum
Lineage: Eukaryota; Fungi; Chytridiomycota; Chytridiomycetes; Polychytriales
Product: transcription factor IIA, alpha/beta subunit-domain-containing protein
Exons: 8
Coding region: 151-858 (235 amino acids)
Biological process (GO): transcription initiation at RNA polymerase II promoter; transcription by RNA polymerase II
Cellular component (GO): transcription factor TFIIA complex
Source: RefSeq, a predicted model, not a curated record
UGGCUCACACAUGGGUGCGGCAUCGGGCGUGGAACCCCCAAGAACGGCCAUGCUUCCUCCGACCAUCAGACCAUAUCGCCGUUGCAUGUUCGCAGCUCAGUGCAAAGGAUAAAGCGCGGCAUCCGUGUCGCCUGUCCCGUUUGGGAUGGCAUGUCUUGCCAGCUUUCCGUGGCGGUAUCAGCAGGGAUGGGGCACUCUCACCAGACACUCGUCCAGACACCCGCCAUCCAGACACUCAUCUGGCCCACGGCCCUUCUCCCUUCUCCGCUCUCUGGGGUGUCUUGCCCAUAUACUGCGGCAUACACUGUCGAUGUCCAGAACGACGUCUACCAGUGGAUCAUCAACGACGUUAUCCGGAAGUUUCGCGAAAACUACAGCAGUCUCGGCAUUCGCGAGUCGGUGCUGCAAGAACUUCAGCAGACAUGGGAGCUCAAAGUCCGACAGGCGAAAGUGGCGGAUCCGCUAUCAUCCAAUGAGGGCGAGCCAUACGAAGACGUAGAGAGACUGGCCACCCUCGCUAAUGCUGCAGCAGUUGUUACAUCGCAAAACUCGACCGCGGAUGCCGAUGCGAGACUCCAUCAGGCAUGGGAAAAGAGAAACGCAAAGAAGGAUCGAUAUGGAGACGAUGAUGAUGAUGACGAUGACGAUGAGGACGGCAACGAUGAUGAUAUCGGAUCGGACCUGGACGACGACGAUGAUGACGAGGACGACCAAAACUCUGGCGAUAUUAUCCUGUGUCAAUAUGAAAAGGUGUCGCGAAUCAAGAACAAGUGGAAGUGCAUCCUGAAGGACGGCGUCAUCAACGCAAAUGGAAAGGACUACCUGUUCAACAAGGCCAAUGGCGAUUUUGAGUGGUAAUCGAGGCGUUCGCUGCGUCUCUGGUCUGCCUCGAACCGGAUGAGCCCGUUCCGGCGGUUUCCGAGAUUGCCGACAGUCGGGCGAAAGAUGCAUCCAUGCUCUCAUGAAUGUAGCUGUGUUUGCCCGUCGUCGCCCGAGCCCAACCGAAGCUUCCUCUCGUCUUCCCGUUCUUCUCGAGGCCACUGAGAUUUGGACUUGCGUUCCGCGACCUGCACAUAUCCUCGAGUACACAUGCGGUGUGUUCAUGGAUAUGAUCAUACUCGCUAUUCCCAUCGUGGAGCCACCAGGGCCAUGUCCAUGCUCUUUCAAGGG